Cyprinus carpio (common carp) is the source of this 3217-nucleotide messenger RNA. RefSeq names its product protocadherin-8-like. The record is from RefSeq and is a predicted model, not a curated record. Gene Ontology annotation, molecular function: calcium ion binding. Gene Ontology annotation, cellular component: plasma membrane. NCBI's taxonomy places the organism in Eukaryota, Metazoa, Chordata, Actinopteri, Cypriniformes, Cyprinidae. Gene Ontology annotation, biological process: homophilic cell-cell adhesion.
AGGUGGGAGCUGGAGACACCAGAAUCUGCUGCAAGCAGUACUAGUGAUGACUGAAUGAAGAGCUUUCAUUCUCACAUUUCUUUUUAAGUGUUUUGUUUGUUUGCUGUUCUUUACUCAGUGUUUGCAGACAUGAAGUUCUACUGCAGUUACUUCAUGCUUCUGUGCAUGAUUUCCAAUGUCAGCUGCACGACAACGAAGUACGUCACGUAUGAGGAAGACGCACCUGGGACAGAGAUUGGAAACCUUUCUCAAGACCUGAAAAUUGACCCAGCGGAGGAUCCUGAGACAUCAUUCAAGUUUAUACAGAAGACGAACUCCAUCAUUCGCAUGAGGCAAAUCGACGGGCUUUUAACAGUGGGAGAAGUCAUCGACCGAGAGCAGCUUUGUCAACGAUCUCCACAGUGUCUUAUAACUUUUGACGUCGUGGCCUUCUCCAAGGAAAAAUUCCAGCUCAUUCAUGUCGAGAUCGAGGUAAAAGACAUUAACGAUCAUUCACCUCAGUUCACACGCAACGAGACGCAUUUGGAUAUAUCAGAAAACGCACCUCUGAACUCACGAUUUCCGCUUGACGUCGCUGUGGAUCACGACGUCGGAGACAAUUACGUUCAAAGCUACCAUAUUUCACACACAAACCAUUUCGUCGUUGAAGUCAGCGCUCGUGAGGAUGGAGAAAAGUCAGCUGAACUUGUUUUGAUCAAGACGCUUGACAGAGAAACCGAAGAGUUUUAUACAAUCGAGGUGACGGCGACUGAUGGCGGGACUCCGGCGAAAUCGGGCUCGACGACCAUUUACAUCCGAGUUCUGGACUUUAACGACAACAGCCCGACGUUCGAACACAACUCGCUCAAAGUGGAACUCAGCGAAGAUUCGCCCGUCGGCUCACGUGUGCUAAAAGUGCACGCUUUCGAUCCCGACGCCGGCGUCAACGGAGAAGUCGUGUACGGGUUCAUCGAAGGCUCCCCGAGCGAAGUCACACGUGUUUUCCAGAUCGACCUCAUCACCGGAGAACUGACCCUCAAAGACUCCGUCGACUACGAGACCAAGAAGUCGUACGAGUUGCACAUCCAAGCCUCCAAUUUGGGCAACAAUUCGGUUUCUUCUACCUGUCGGGCAAUUGUCGACAUCGUCGACGUGAACGAUAAUGCACCUGAGAUUACCAUCAAACCAAUGACUUCCACCAGUGAUGGAGUGGCGUUCAUCACCGAAUCCGCAGCCAAAGAAAGUUUCGUAGCUCUCAUUAGCACCUCAGAUGCAGAUUCGGGUCCUAACAGCUACGUCCAGACCAGUUUAGAAGGACACGAGCAUUUUAAGCUGCAACAAGCCUACAGUGACACUUUUAUGAUCGUAACAACCACAACUUUGGACAGAGAAGCCAUUCCAGAAUACAACCUCACUGUGAUUUCUGAGGAUUUAGGAACUCCUCCGUUUAAAACCGUUAAACAUUAUACCAUUCGCAUCACAGACGAGAACGAUAACGCACCGAUGUUUAGCAAAGCCAUCUAUGACAUCUCAGUAAUAGAAAACAACAUUCCCGGGUCGUACAUGACUACGGUGGUUGCACGCGAUCUCGACGUUGGGAAAAACGGAAAAGUCUCCUACAGCCUAAUCGACAGCGAAACGCCAGACGGUUCGCCGAUUUCUACAUUCGUUUCCAUCGAUCCUCAUUCUGGCUCUUUGUACACGCUGCGAUCGUUCAAUUUUGAGACUCUGAAAGAAGUCGAGUUCGUGGUCAAAGCCAGCGAUAAAGGUUUCCCGUCAUUAUCAAGCACGACUUUAAUUCGAAUCUGCGUGGUGGACGAGAAUGACAACUUUCCGUAUUUCACAUAUCCAGUGUUACGAAACAAUUCCGCCGACGUCCCGAUUCCCUUUAAUGCUCAGAGCGGCUAUUUAGCGUUAAGAUUGAUGGCUCAAGAUGAAGACAGCGGCGUGAACAGCGAGCUUAGUUUCCAUAUUCUAGAAGACGAUGGCAAACUUUUUUCCAUUGAUAAAAAUAGCGGCGACAUCGUACUGAAACGAAAACUCACUGCAUCAUAUGGAGACAUCCUGCAGAUUAAAGUGUCAGUUGUUGACAAUGGAAGACAGCCUCUUUCUAGCACAGCAACCGUCCGGUUUGUGGUGACAGAUACUGGUGCUCAAGAGGACCAGGUGGUUAUUUUACUCCGAUCCAAAAAUGAAGAGACUUUAGAGUUUGAUGUGUGGACUGCAGUGAUUAUUGGUUUCGCUGGAUGCUGUGUGCUGUUGCUGACUGCGAUUAUCAUCCUCACCGUGACUUGCACCAUCAAACGAAGGCGAAGAAACUUUGGGAGAGAUGCCAUGUAUGGAUCAACCCCGCUUUCCAAGAACAGCCCUUCCGGCUCAAACAUUUACAGCGGCCCUACCUUCCUCAGACACGAAGGCGAUUCAAUGCAACCUCUGUAUGAAGAUAAAAGCCUGGAUUUUGAAGAAAAGCUGUUCCUGCCGUGCAAACCUUUUGAACAAACACUUUUAUGGCAAGAUGAAAAAUACUGUAUGCAAAGGAGUGGCAGCAGCAACACAGAUCAGCUGAGCGUGAAGGACAGUGGCAAAGGGGACAGUGAUUUCAAUGACAGCGACUCUGACAUGAGCGGAGCCGCUCUGAAAAGAGGCCUGACAACCUUCCAGCCGCUGGCCAGAGGUGCAUGCAACAGCGCAGGAGACUGGAAGAGCAAACCUCACGUUAUCCAGACCCGAAACAUGCACGUCCCUCCCGGCAGCACCUACACCGUCGGAUUCGCACCGGUUCACAACACGACCCACGUCAGUUCCCACUCCUGGAGAGAAAGCCACAGUAAAACCAACAUGUCGAACACUCAGAGACGGACGGGAACACUGCCUUCAUACUCGGCCCAUCAGACGCGGGUCGAAGAGCAAGCUGAGACUGUCAAGGAUGCGUUUCUGGUUUUAGGUUCAUCUGAAGUUGCUACUGCUUUUUAAAUAUCAAAUAAGAGUCUGAUUCGUCGAAUAUGAUAUUUUAGCUGAAACUUUCCCAGCAAUUCAGCAAUCAGUAUUUUUGAUACUGGUUUGCCGUAAUAUUAAUGGAAGUGUUUUUCCUUUCCUUUCUUUUCUUGUUUUUUUUUUUUUUUUUUAAUUCAGGAAAAUAUAUUUAAGAACAGCCUGUGUGAGUUAAACUCAUAUGUAAAUAUUUGUAUAUUUUGUAUUAUGUCUUUUCCAGUGAAAACAAACACUUUUUUGUGCUGCU